This is a messenger RNA of Panicum virgatum (switchgrass), 2001 nucleotides long. RefSeq lists its product as uncharacterized. The transcript has 6 exons. Gene Ontology annotation, biological process: regulation of transcription by RNA polymerase II. The record is from RefSeq and is a predicted model, not a curated record. Lineage: Eukaryota; Viridiplantae; Streptophyta; Magnoliopsida; Poales; Poaceae. Gene Ontology annotation, molecular function: DNA-binding transcription factor activity, RNA polymerase II-specific; RNA polymerase II cis-regulatory region sequence-specific DNA binding. The coding region runs from base 663 to 1586 and encodes 307 amino acids.
AUCCACCGGCCGCGGCCCGCCUCGCUUUGGUCCCGCCGUCGGCUCGCACCGCCUCGUAGUCUCCGUUUCCACCCACCUCGCGCUCCGCCUCCGCCGCCAAUGCUGGGGCCAGAGCUUUCCGCGGCGGCCGGAGGCGACGAAUGGUGGGCGUGGUGGGUGGGCCGCGAUCUGGUCAGGCGGCGGAAGGAGCACCGCGGGCCGCAGCCGGUACGGAAAGGGGGCGGGCGCUCCUCACCUUCCCGCCGUUGCUAUUUUGCUCCUGAGCGGACGGCGUAAGCAUCCCGCUUCAGUGGUGCCUGAACUGAUGGCCUUGGAAUGGGGAUCGGAUUUGCUGAGCGCUGGGGUAGUGGAUGUGGAGGGGAGGACGGAGGGGCCUACUGACCGCGGGUCAACCGGCAUCUUUGGCUGGCUGCCAUGGAAUGCCUGGAUGAUCACGGAGGAGAUUGGCGCCACCAAGUGAUGAUCUUGCCACGAUUAACUGCAGGAACUUUGCAAGAUGGUGAGCUUCAUGGGCCUGAUUUGAAGCUGUUACUCUAUCAUUGUCCCAAGUAAGGACCCUUGAUGGGAUUUAUGGAUACUGAACUGUAACAGUAGCUUCUCUGGCAUUUUGAACCAGGGAACACGGCAAAGGCAUCUGAGUGCUUGCUCCUGCAAUACCGAACAUGUCUGUGGAGAAUAAUGGUUCGUCUGAGAUGGGUGCUGGUCAGCGAAUGGCUGUUGGCCGGAAGCUGCUCCCACCUAUUACACCAGGUGGUGCACCAGUUUUUGUGAGGGAAAAGCAGUAUGAUGCCAUCAUUCGGCUGCGUGAACGCCGCCGUCGUGUCGAAGAAGCAAGGAAGGGAAGGGCGCUCAAAGUUAAGAAACCCAUUCCAAGAUGUCCUAAAGGGCACUUUGUCAAGACCAAGGGCUACCAGAAAGGUACCAAUGGAGGCAUCAUGGUGCCAUUCCGCGCCACCCAAAGAGACUGUUGCCUGCCCUUCAUCUUAGCCAAUGGCUACAAGGAAGUGACCACUGUUGGCAGCGAGUUGCAAAGCAGCACCCCUGCAAUAGGCUUCAAUUGGCUCUUUAAUGCAACCAAUGAAGGUGGUGAACAUUUUGGUGAGAUCAUGUAUUUGCCCUUGAUCGCAACCAAUGUAGGCGAUGCAAAUGGUGGUGAGGUCUCCUAUGACUGUGAGGCGCCAAGCAACACCCCAGGAAUGUGCCUUUGUUGCCCCUUCGCCGAAACCAGUGAAUACUAUGAGAACAUCACUGAGGCCACCUCUGGUAGCAUGGUUUCAAUCAGCAACCCCACAGGGGACUUCUAUUGGCCCGUUGUGGCGACCAAUGAGGAGGAAAACGUCGGCGCCACCGCCUACGGCAGCAUCCUGAACCUGGAAUCGCCCGAUCCCACCACGCUCCUCAAGAUCAUGAUGGGGAACGGGUACAACACCGACCAAGUCUCGGAGCAGUUCCAGAACGUGGCGCACCUCCAGGCUCCUGAAUUCGCCACCCUCCUGACCGUCAUGAACAACGCUGGCUAUGAUGAGGCCGCGGACGACAGCCACUAUGACGUGCACAAAGUAAUGACGAAGUUAGAAGGGUGGUAACCAGCAGCAGUAGGUCAUACUUAGGCCUGCCCUGCCAUCGUUUUGCAGCCUUGUGUGUAGGCUUGCCCAGUUCUCUGGUUGAUGGCUAUCUAUCUGUUCUCUUUUGCUUGUGUCCUGACUCCAGUUUCUCAGAUUGCCUGAUGGUCAGCUCUGAAGGUUCCUGAACCUGUUUGGUUAAUAAGGCUAUGUACUGAGCCUAGCUCCAAGUUUGAGUUCUGUUGGGGGCUUGGAUUGGAGGGGUUUUUUUUUUGGCUUCUUAUUUGCCUUGAUACCUUGUUAUCUAGUUCCUUCUAGUUUAGUCAUCUUAGUAAAGGAUGCUUAAAGAACGGUUGUAUGGACCUGGUUUAUGUAUGGUAGAAAAUCUUGGAUAUUAACUAAAAAGGUAAAAUCUUGGAUAUUAUUAAUUUGGGUAUUA